Molecule: messenger RNA, 2784 nt
Organism: Diuraphis noxia (Russian wheat aphid)
Lineage: Eukaryota; Metazoa; Arthropoda; Insecta; Hemiptera; Aphididae
Product: transforming growth factor beta activator LRRC33-like
Cellular component (GO): plasma membrane
Molecular function (GO): protein binding
Source: RefSeq, a predicted model, not a curated record
AUUUAGUUCAUUCGUUCGAUCAUUCGGGACAUGACGUUAACGCAGCAACGUAGUGUGUAUAAAAUUCGAUCGCGUAUUAUUGCAACGUAUAUAUAACAAAAAUACCUAUUUACUUUAUUGUAAUAUUAACGAUUUUAUUGUGAACGUAACCGUCGCGUAUAGCUCGUCGAUGACUCGUUCGCGUUUGCCCAGCUGAGUCGUUUGUAUAUAGCGACUGACUGCUGGUACACCAGGAACAGUGAACACUAAUAAUAAUAUCAUGAUGUACGGUUUUAUAUCGUUUCAUAUUUUUCGGAAUUUUACUCUACAACAAUAAUAAUAAUAAUAAUAAUAAUAAUAAUAUUAGACCAUUCGCAAAAAACAGCCAGCGAUUACAACUGUAGGGCUGUGUGAAGCACGCGUAUAGACAACGGAUAAAAUUCAAGACGAUAUUAAAAUAGGUAAAUUAUUGUAAAACAUGUCUUCGUAGUGCGAUGCAAUGAGUAGUAUUAUCGUUCAUACUUCGAUUUGUGUAUACCUUAUCAAGACAAAAAWAUUGAAAAGUUGACACAUAUAUACUUUGGAUAUAGUAUUCUUGUUUAAAAUACAACAGACAUUUAUUAUAGACAGUAUCUUAUCUUGGAACCUUGGCAUAGGUACGCUGCUACUGCGYGAUUAACCACUCAACAUAAUAUAACACAACAUUUGUAUCAUAGCAUCUUCUCAUCUUCAGUCACAUAUUAUAAUGCACAAUUAAUAUAUUCGAAAAACGUCAGUGUUACAAAAAAUGCGCAUAAUAUUAUAUACAUGAAUCUGAAAACUUUUGAUAUUUGAAAUAUUAUUAUACUGUUCGUUACUACUUMUAAACAUAAAUCUUUAAGUGCACUAAGACUACACGAAAUCGUAACAAAUACGCAACAGACAUCACAACCCGAUGAAUCAAUUGCACAACAUAAUAUAAGGCAAAAAUUAUUGUUCUUAAAAUGGGUAUGGAUUCAAAUUUGUAGUAUGCAAUACCAUGUAUUAACUAUAAUGGCUAGCCAUUUUAUCAUUAUUUUUGGAACGUUUUCAUAUUUAGGUACCAGCUAUAAUUAUUAAGCAUGUAUGACUUCUGUUUUACAGAAAUAAUAUCGAAAAAUCUCGUAUCUGUUGUCACUGGAUUACCAAAUAUGAAUUUAAUACUUUACAUAUGUUUGAUGGGCCUAGUUUCAUCGACGGCAGCACAAACCAGAGUAAAAUGUUUUGACAAUAAUAAGGGCAAAGAUAAAACUGGCAUAAUAUUGGACUGUUCCAAUAUGGCUGGCAAGAGUUAUCCAUACAGUAUUGAAGACUGGAUYCGAUAUCAUGCGUUUUACGAUGAUGGGAUUUUAGCCAAUCGUGUGUUGCAUAUUAACCUGGAAAACAACAAUUUGAAGCAAAUAUUUACACUUCCAUUAAUGACAUCGUUAAAAAAAUUGUCAUUUAAAUACAACAACAUAUCGUCCAUUGCAAAUAAGGCGUUGACGAACUUACCAGCUCUGGAGGAACUAGACAUAAGUUACAAUUCGUUGAACAGUCAUGAUUUACGUCAAUCCGUUUACCGUAAUUAUGAACGGCCAAAUGUACCAUCUACAAAUGAUGAACCAGCACUAAGAGUCCUGAAAUUAGGAUACAAUAAUAUACAUUCUUUGCCCCCGAAUUUUUUUCAGUAUUUAACCAACUUAGAAAUGCUUGAGUUGAAUAAUAAUCCUUUAUCGGUAAUUGAUCAAAAUACAGAAAUAGCCUUACAACAUUUAACAAAACUCCAGGUAUUGGAUUUAUCCAAUACAGGUAUAUCAGACUUYCCAAGCGAUGCGUUUUCCCAACUGCUCAAUGUACAAACAUUAUACCUGAACGGUAAUCAGUUCCAGAAUAUACCAAAAGAAAUCCGUAACAUGCCUCUGGCGUAUCUUAAUAUGAACGCAAAUCCCAUAAGUAACUUGGACAGUGAGUCAUUUGUCGGUCUGGACCAACUCCAAGAACUCAUUAUCAGUGGUAUGCCAAAUUUGACCGAUAUCGGAAGCGGUACAUUUGCACCACUAAAGAAGCUCAUAACACUACAAAUGUCCCACAAUCCCAGUUUGUCAAACAUUCAUURCGACGCUUUUGUGGACAAUACUAGCCAGCAAUGGUCAUUAAGACAACUAUCAAUAAGUUACACGAACAUCAGCAGUCUAGAUUCAAAACUCUAUCCUUGGUCAAUGCUAGAUUUAUUCGACGCCAAAGGUAAUCAAUGGACUUGUGACUGUAGAUUGUCUUGGCUUGCAAGUUAUAUCAAUGAAACAUUUGAAGAAAUACCGGAGACUUUUCUAUAUUACCGGUGUAACGAGCCAAAAAACCUAUAUGCGACAUUAGUAUCUCAAUUGAAUGACCACAUCGAUUGCGACAAUUAUUAUAUUCAUGUUUCAAAUAAUCACAGUCACGGUCAUGUCACACGACUCCGACAUUUUAUCAUUGUCAUGGGUUUAGUAAUCGGCAUUUUCGUGUUUGGCACGUUAAUAAACAUGGGUUGCAGGGAAAUGAAGAAGAUACUAAAGCCCAGAAUACAUGUACCACCUGGAUUUAGCACUGGUGUAAAAUACAGGCCUGCAGAUUUCGAGGAAGAUACAGAAACAUUAGAGGUGGCUGCCAAGUCUACAACGAUCAACGGCCGAUCGCCGAUAGUUAUAAACAAUACAGACUGAAAUUUUAAACUUUUUGGCUAAAACAAAUUUGAGCCAGAAAAUAAGAUAGAUAAUUAUGUGAAACAUUUAACUAUAUAAUAAUUAGUUAUUAGGUUUAUAAAUA